Molecule: messenger RNA, 756 nt
Organism: Colletotrichum godetiae
Lineage: Eukaryota; Fungi; Ascomycota; Sordariomycetes; Glomerellales; Glomerellaceae
Exons: 2
Coding region: 1-756 (251 amino acids)
Source: RefSeq, a predicted model, not a curated record
AUGCAUCGCCGUCUAGGAGUGCAUCAAAGACCUGCACCACCACCCAAACACUUGUCGAAAAGGAGUCGAAAAAGCAGUGGACUGCUGCGCCAGGCGCUCAGGAACAGGUGGGAAAUUCUCAAAUCCCUGCAAGAACAUGCUGAGCCUGUCCGAAUCCCUCACAUCGUUGCCUUGAUCGAGACGAAUAGAGCCGAAUACCCUCUUUCCCCUUCUUGCAUAUAUCAGGGCUCGGACGAUGCUUUCCAACCCCAACAACCGAACCCUCUCACGCGCCGCGCUGCCGCAUCUGCCGAUACCGAGCCCGAAAGAAGCGAGGACAGGAUUCAGAGACGUACCGAUAUCGUUCGUAUAACAGAACACAGAGUGUCACGAUGCGAUCAGUCACGAGUAGAGCUCCACGUUCUCUGGCCACAUCAUGCGACGUCGUGGGAGCCGGAGCGGGAACUUCAGAUCAACGCCCCCGAUGAGUGGCUGGCGUAUACAUCGGGCGUUGAGCAUCGUGCGUGCUUGGGAGAACAUCAGCGUGACAAGUGGCACGUUCUGGCUAUCCACUCGCACUGGGUUGCCAUAGCUCAAGAGAGCAGACGCCGGGAUCGAAAAGUCAUACUUCGGGUAUCAUGGGAGGGCAGCACAGAAAGGACGGAUAUCACCGAAAGAUCCGCGCGGCUGCGCAAUCCAGCAAUGGUCGCUGAAUACUGGCAUAACCAGGGUGGUAGAGAUAUUGCACUACUCGAUGCCGACAUUAAGGAGGUCUGA